AUGACGUCCAUGGUAGCAAAGAUGGUGGGAAAAAAGAUUCUGGGGGAGACACUGCAGAAUAAAUUUGGCACAGAGGAUCCGUAUUUCGAACAAGUUCCCGCGACAAGACUCAACGGAAAGCCCAGCACGACCAAAUUCAAAAAAGUCAGAAAGGCAUUGCCGCCAGGCCUCUCUGAGCACGAUGGCAAGGUCCUCACAAAGGUCAAGCGUCGUGCGUACCGCCUGGACUGCGCUCUGUUUACGUUUCUGGGCAUCAAGUUUGGCUGGGGCAGUGCCAUUGGUUUAAUUCCAUUUGCUGGCGAUGUUGUCGAUUGCCUCUUGGCACUCAUGGUCAUGCGCACAGCUGAUCAGAUUGAGGGCGGCCUGCCCUUCUUCAUCAAGUUCCAGAUGCUCCUCAACAUUGCAUUCGACUUUGCCAUUGGCCUGGCGCCAUUCGUCGGCGACUUGGUCGAUGCCAUGUUCAAGGCCAACACGCGCAACGCCGUGCUGCUCGAGGGGCACCUCCGCGAUCUGGGGCAAAAGACCCUCAAGAGAGGCAACCUGCCCAUCCCCGAUGUCGACCCCAGCGAUCCCAAAGAAUUUGACCGUAACCGCAUCGAAGACCGACAAGACCCACACGAUGGACGGGACCGCCGCGACCACCGCGACCGCCACGACGAACCUCCUGCAUACCACGCGCAAGGCGCAACUUCAGCGCAAGAAGCUGGCGUGACAGGUACCUCGCGCUCUGAUACUGUACCAGUAACUGCGCCCGAGGAGGCCCGUGUCCGUGAGAGCAGAGGCUGGAUGGGACGCAGCAAGAAGCGGCAAGACGACCUCGAAGAGGGCCACGUCAAGAGCAGCAAGCCAAGCCGACGCUGA
Molecule: messenger RNA, 861 nt
Organism: Akanthomyces muscarius
Lineage: Eukaryota; Fungi; Ascomycota; Sordariomycetes; Hypocreales; Cordycipitaceae
Exons: 3
Coding region: 1-861 (286 amino acids)
Source: RefSeq, a predicted model, not a curated record